AUGCUCUUCAAGUCCUCGAUUCUGGCCCUCCUGGCCUCUCAGGUCUUUGGUGCUUUCGCCCAGGACACUUCUGAUGCCAACGCCCCUCCUCCCAAUGUCGCCCAGCUCAAGGCCGAUGUCAGCGCCAGCUUCCCCGAGGCCGACAUCUUUGGCGUCAAGCUCGUCAACGGCCGUCCCACAAAGGCCGUCAUCGAGGUCAACAACCGCGACGAUGGCCCCAUCCAGAUUGCCUUUGUCGGCGGCUCCCUCUCCACCACCAAGGAGCUUCCCGCCGAGAAGCCCGCCUACGAGGCCAUCGUCCGCAACUUGACGGCCGUCCAGUAUAACCUCGAGGUCCCGGCCGGCGAGAAGAAGGAGCUUCCCUUCUCCUUUGCCCUCGACAUGCAGCCUCAGGAUGUUCUCCUCCGUCUUGUCGCUGUCGUCUCCGACGCCAAGGGCAACAUCCACCAGGUCCAGGUUCACAACGCUGCCGCUUCCAUUGUUGAGGCUCCCACCAGCUUCCUCGAUCCCCAGAUCAUCUUCCUCUACCUCUUCCUCUCCGCCGCCUUCGCUGGUACCCUCUACUUUGUUUACAAGACCUGGAUCGAGGCUCUCUUCCCCCAGGCCAAGCGCGCCCGCUCCACCAAGAAGGCCAAGAAGGUCGAGACUGCUGAGCCCCUCUCCGGCUCCGAGGCCACCGGCGCUGCCACUGGCUCUGGCAAGGACUACGACGAGAGCUGGAUCCCUGAGCACCACAUCAACCGCCCUGCUGCCCGACGCGUCAAGUCCAGCGCCAGCAACAAGAACAAGAAGCUGGAGUAA
Molecule: messenger RNA, 801 nt
Organism: Fusarium keratoplasticum
Lineage: Eukaryota; Fungi; Ascomycota; Sordariomycetes; Hypocreales; Nectriaceae
Product: Translocon-associated protein subunit alpha
Exons: 3
Coding region: 1-801 (266 amino acids)
Cellular component (GO): endoplasmic reticulum membrane; endoplasmic reticulum
Source: RefSeq, a predicted model, not a curated record